Messenger RNA from Penaeus monodon (black tiger shrimp), 573 nucleotides. RefSeq names its product PWWP domain-containing protein 2B-like. Gene Ontology annotation, molecular function: chromatin binding. Gene Ontology annotation, cellular component: nucleus; chromocenter. Lineage: Eukaryota; Metazoa; Arthropoda; Malacostraca; Decapoda; Penaeidae. The record is from RefSeq and is a predicted model, not a curated record.
GUCAAAGCCAUCCGGGAAUUACGUGAAGGUGGUGGAGACACAAAAUGGCAACAAGCGCACGUCAGUUGGUAUGGCUCCUCAACAUCUUCUCUCAUGCCAGCCAACACUCUUCAGCCUUUCCUUCAGAUGUUUAAGAUCCGCUAUAAUAAGCGCAAAAGAGGGCCGUAUAGAGAAGCAAUAAAACAGGCAACCUGUGAGGCAGAGCAGAUAAGUUCCCUUGAUCCACAGCAAGAUUUUCAGCAUUGGCAUCCUCCUCCACAACAGACACCAAUACAGAGUGAGGAGAUAUUUGAUGAGUUAUUUUUGCAUUCCAGUGUUCCACUUCAGAUGAAAGGGUUUCAUUUUCCAUUUCUUGGAAUUAGAGAUUUGUCCUCUAGCAUUUUUCUUCCCAUAUUGAUCACUCAUUUCAGUCAGUUGGCGUUUCACUCCACCCUUUCAUAUUUUGCUCACUUGUAAAUUUCAUCAGUGUUUUCAGAGUGAAUUGGAACAUAGCCUAGGUUCCAGCAGCCAUUGUUAGAGGUCAGCUCUGUGAAAGCUGUGAAUUCUUCCCAUUCAUUAGUACAUCUAUUAUUU